UUCCUUUACUGUAGGACUGACUCACGUCAGUGAGAGACUCUGUAUAUCCCGCGGACGGUUUGUGUUGUGUGGAUGAGAGAGUUCGUCGUGGUGUUGAGAUUUCACGAUGCUAGCGCCACGAGGUAUAGACGUAGCAGAUCAUCAUCAUCAUCAUCACCAUCAUCAUCAUCAUCUGAACUUCGAAGCACACGAUUACCAUGUACCACCAAUUUCUCGUACUAUUCAGUACAAGAAGGUGACAAAGCCGUUACUGGAGCGAAAGAGGAGGGCGAGGAUAAACAAAUGUCUGGACGAGCUGAAGGACCUCAUGGUCGGCGCCUUAGAGGCGGAGGGCGAGAACGUGAGUAAGCUGGAGAAGGCCGAUAUCCUGGAGCUCACUGUGCAGCAUCUGCAUCGGCUCCGGCGACCGCGGGACGCCGCGGAGGACGCCCAUCGCUUCCAGGCUGGAUUCAGUCAGUGCGCUAGUGAGGCCUGCCAGUUCUUACUGUCUCUGCCUGGGCUUGACGCUCGAGUUGGACGCCGGCUUGUGGCUCACCUCGGUCAGUGUGUCUCGGCGGGCCCUCUCGGUGUUACGACUGACCCGCAGUCACCCAAACUCCGUUUCUCAACUCAUUCUCCGUCCACUGCACCGAACCAGACGCGGAGUCCUCCAGGGCCACUCAGCGUCCAAGUGCCAACUUCUUCCCGCUUGUGUUUCUCUCCGCCUGUGUCACCAUCAUCAGCAUCGCCAGAACUAAGUCCUAUGGCAUCGUUUCGAUCACCGCAGCCCAUCCUUUCCUCGACUCCCAGCGUUCAAGACCUGGCGAGGCCCAUUACGGGGCUCCUGAUGACUGUUCCAGGUAAGGGUGUAGAUUCGGCGAGGAAGUCAACAGAAGAUCUUCGGCAAAUCCAACAACAACAACAACAACAACAACAGCACCACCAGCAGCCUAUGUGGAGACCGUGGUAAUCGCAAAUAGAGUCGAGAUAGCCGGUCUGCUGAUAUUUGCACCAGUUAUGUUGAGAGUUCGCGGGAAUAUUCGAAUUAUAGACAGAAACAGUAGCAGCAAUUCAAAUGGAGCCCGUACUGAUUGUCAGUAGAGUAAAAUGUAUUUAGGGAAGUUCGUAUGAAUCCUGAAAAAUAACUUUUUUUUGUUCCACAGUUUAAUCUGGUAGAAAUUUACCGACGUAGAAGACCUUGCUGCCUCCACCAUCAAGGCGAUGCGUGAUUAUGGAGGCAGCAGAGACGUCUGAAACGUCGGUGAACUUCUACCGGACUACGUGGCCUUAUAACCCAUAAGAGAGCCGUCUUCUUAGUCGCCACUGAGAAUCUCAAAUCCUACAUCUGAAUCCUGGGGACUCUGCCAUUAAAUGUUUUCUUACAAGCAAAAAUUCGGAAAACUUACUGCCGAGUUAAACACGUUAUCAAUUUUAAGCUCUUCAUGAAAUGGCUUAAGGUUACGUCUUGAGUUGGGAAACAUCAUUUUAUAUCGGUAUAUAUUUUUUCUAAUAAAUGUAAAAUAGGCAGGACGAAUGUGCUCUAUAAUUAUUAUGUACAGUUGUUUGUGUGUGUGUGUGGGGGGGGGGCGAGUAUGCAGCGAGCCAAACGAGUUCCCCAUCUCAGAACAUCUCAGCGAGACUUAAUAAAACCUAGCAAACUGCAUCGUUAAUCGUUUACGAAUGUUCGUAGCAGCCAAUUUAAUGGAAAUUUUCUCGAAAGCCAUGGUAAUGUCUGUGACACUCUGUCCGCUGUAAGGAUGUCGGGUUACCCACUCCCCAUAUAGCCUAUAUAAAAUAUAAACAGUGGUUAAAAAUACUUGAAGCGACUUACUGAACUCUCCGUGUUCUCGUGGACAACAUGGAAACUAUUUUUCUGCACAAUUCACGUGGAGACCAAAACACUUAUCUACCGUGGGAUUUAUCUCUCAAGGUUCCUGUUUCAACCAUCCCUUCACUGUUCCGAAUUUAUCAGUUAUGGUCUCCCACAUUCACGCGUUUCUAGCGAAGAUAAACGCUGGAUGCUAUGCGGAACGUAGCGAAACGUCGACUGAAACACGACGACAUUACGACAGACAUCUUAAUCCCACGGUAUGAUAUGUGCUCAGUCAGGAAAACACUCUAGAAUAUGACAAUGGCUGUGUAUAAAGCGUGUUGUAAGAUUCGGUGAAUUACUUGCUUUGUAAACUUCCUCUUAACUACCCCUUGUAGAUUUACGUCAUAUAUUUGAUAUUGAUCCUGUUGUAUUAAGAGAUGGUUAUAUUAAUUUGUAGUUUAUUAGUGGUAGAUAUUGCUUUAAUACGCGGCUCAGUGAUCUCAUUGUGUACAAAGUUUUAAGAAGUCUCCCUUUUAAACUAUCCCAUUGAAUUGGUUAUAGUAAUGAGCAUUUUUAGAGUUAGAGUUAGUAUUUGAUGUCAGAAACAAAUACGAAAGUGAGUUUUCGUAAUUGGUGCUCCCGGUAUUUUUCAUAUUGUCACCUAUUUUCUGUCUUUUGACGUUUCCAAAUCAACUGCUAAAGCAAAAGGAACUCUCAGGCACUCCGAAAUACUUAAGAGAUUGAGUUACUUUGCAUCACCGUUUAAAAAACACGUAAAGUUAAAAAGUCAGAGAGAGAGAGAGAGAGCUAUGGCAAGGAAAAGUAGUUAAGUAAGGUUCUAACAUUCUCCAGAUUUAAUAUUUACUAACAUUAAUUAUUAAUGAAGGUCAAAAUGGGUACUCAUACUGCAUGAUAGUUCCUCUCGUACGGCCCAGACGUGUCUGCAUCAACACAAACUUAAGUAACCGUCUCGUACUUUAUAUAAAAACAUUCUACUUUAACAAUUUAAAGUUUUCAAAUUAUAAAAUUUUGUUAAUUUAAUAAUUAUCAUAAUUUCAAAUUAUCAUAAAAAUGCUGUAUAUAAAAUUACUCAACUUUUGAUCUUCAGUUCAUAUAGUCUCAAGUGUCUGAUAAACUUCGUAGAACAAAUACAAAAUGUCAAAAUGCUCUUAACAGUGCGUGAAGUGUUAUUAUGCAAUAAUCAGAAAUCUACUACCGAUGUCUUUCAAAUGUGUAGUACAUAUAAAAUAGAUGGGUAGUUUGCUAAACCAAAUAUUGUACAAAUGGUUUAUGUUUUGGAUCGAUGAAUUUUAGUUCAUAUUGUGUUUGAUGAACGAUAAUUUUCUCUGUAAUUGUUAAUGUGUUACUAUCUUAUGCUGAUUUUUCAAACACAAGUUAUUUCAAUUAUAGGUGCAGUCAUGUUAGAAACCUUUAAACAUGUCGAUUGAUAUGAAGGUAAUGAAUGGUUUAUCUCUUAACAUUCAAUAUGAUGAUAUCAUUGUCGUAUGACGUAUUUGCGGAAUGUAAAGCCGGCUGCGACCACGUAGGCCUACUUGCGAUAUACCAACACUUCGCCUGGCGUAUUUUGCCUACAAACACUGCGCCCUCUUUGUCUUGAUUUAUUUCGUAUUCAAGAAGUGUCCCACCAUCUCUCAAGAUUUAAAUAUCAUAGCUUCUCAACUACAGAAAAUCCUCUUUACCAUGGAAAUAUUUAACUCGUGUUUUCGUAUAAUAAAAUAAUACCUUGAAACGAGACACUUUGCCAUGGAAUAUCUAAUUGUAAAAUCGGUCGGAAUUAAUUUAAUACAAACAUUAGGCAGAUGUAAAAGGAAUAUGAACACUACUUCUCAUGUGGGGCUAAUGACAAAAUGAAGUACAAGUGGUUGGCUCUCCGGUUCCGUACAAUACGUAUAACUUAUGAACCUGAUGAGCAACUAUUAGCUUCUCAAGAAGGGAAGGUUAACAUGACUGCACAGAAAAUACAGUAAUGGUUUAUCCUAUCUACUUUGUUGCUUUAUAAGUUGGGGUGAAGUGUCCAGACACCUAGAAAAAAAGCGCUCUGUGAUUCUCAAAUAUCCAUAUUACGGUUCCUUUUUGCAAACUAUAAAAGUUUUUGUAAGAUACCAUAAUUUGUACAUGCCUAAUACGUUAAUGAAAUAAAAUAUAUUCAUAUUUAGA
Molecule: messenger RNA, 3970 nt
Organism: Zootermopsis nevadensis
Lineage: Eukaryota; Metazoa; Arthropoda; Insecta; Blattodea; Termopsidae
Biological process (GO): regulation of DNA-templated transcription
Molecular function (GO): DNA binding; protein dimerization activity
Source: RefSeq, a predicted model, not a curated record